Rotaria sp. Silwood2 is the source of this 588-nucleotide messenger RNA. Lineage: Eukaryota; Metazoa; Rotifera; Eurotatoria; Philodinida; Philodinidae. The record is from the annotation of a GenBank genome assembly.
AUGUCAUCAUUAUCGACUAGAUUCUCCAAACAAAAACAUAUUAUAAAUAAUGAUCUAUCAGACAUUAUCGAAGAAACUAAACGUUGUUUGAAUGUUAAUAAUACACAACAUAUUGAUAGUAACUAUAAUAAUCUAUUAAAUUUAUCAAAUAAAUUCGAAAUACAAUCUUCAUCAUUAUCUUCUAUAUCAGAAUCUAAUUCAGUCUUAGAAAUUACUCAUCAAUGUCGAAAUAAGAAAAAAUCUCGAAUUGGAAAUCUUAAUAAAAAAUCGAAUAUUUCAAUUAAUAAAUGCAAAAAAAAUUCUACUUUAAAUUUAAAUAAUAAUAAUAAUAAAAAUUCAUUUGAAAAAAAAAUGAAUAUAUCCAAUGUAAUAUCAUGGUGGGAAGAUAAUCAACAAGAAAUUUUAAAUAAUAAAAACGAACAUGAUAAUAUGUUAAUAACAUCAGAUGAAACUUUACAAAAUAUUGUUAAUGGUGCACUUAAUUUAAUGUUAACUAAUUCAAAAUCAAGACUAGAAAAACAAAUUAAAACAUUUGUUGAUAGAAAAAAAUUAAAACGAAAUCGACAACAUAUUCAAUCAAAUGUAUGA